Molecule: messenger RNA, 1692 nt
Organism: Hevea brasiliensis (rubber tree)
Lineage: Eukaryota; Viridiplantae; Streptophyta; Magnoliopsida; Malpighiales; Euphorbiaceae
Exons: 1
Coding region: 502-1374 (290 amino acids)
Source: RefSeq, a predicted model, not a curated record
AAGACGGAAGGAUACAUUGGAUGGUGAGGAUUGAGACAAUUAAUCCAAAGUUGUUAGGAAGUUAACCAUUUCUCUUGAAUAAAAUCUCCCCCCCUGGCACAGGAGAGUUUCAGUACUUGGGUCUGUACCCAGUUCCUCUGUUCCAGGAUUUCUCUGUCCUGAUUCGAGAGACCACAGUAGUUUCACCUCUUUUAAAUUCUCUCAAACUAAUGCUAUUGAUCUGCUUUCUUUAAACCAAUCUCUGAUCUGCCAUUUUCAUGGAAAGAACAAGAAAGAUCAUUAUCUGUGCAAUACAAUUUCAUUCCAACGUUUAUAUCUCAUCAAGAUCGAUUCACGGCUUCUUUUAUUUUUGUUUUACAUAUCCAUUUUAAAGUUUUAGAAUCUUUGAUUUGGGUCUCCUGUUUUUGUCAUCUCAGAGACCACAGAUAAAAACCCAGAAGCUUUUUUGAACAGAUCUCUUUCUUUUUCUUUGAAAACUAGCAGUAGAUCAUCCAACACUUAAUGGCCAAUCUGUUUCCAAGCUCUGUUUUCAGAAGAUUGGAGGCGGCUAUUUGGGUUGCAAAGUUGGUGUUGUUUUCAGCAGGGAUCAUAUCCACUGUAAUUUUGUUCAAAGUGGCAAUAAUCCCAUUUGCAUUUGAUCUUAUUCUUUCUUCUUUACCCAAGAUUUGGAUCUCUCUCCGUAGUUGGCUUGCUCCACCUUACAUCUAUAUCAUUCUCAACUUCAUCAUUAUCACCAUUGCUGCUUUCUCCACGCUUCAGCAUCAAAAUUACACCAAACCAUCCUCUGCAAAAACCCAUUUUCUUUCUACAGACAAAAGUCCAAGCAAUUUCUGGCAAGACAUGGACGUUGAAGAAGAUGAAAAACAAGUGAACUUUGCGACACCCAUUAAUCCAUCUCAGGAGCCCUGCAGCUCCUCUGACUCUGGUUUGAUAGAUUCUGGUAAAUCACUCCAGAUGGGAGAAGAGAAGAUGACAACGGCGAUCCCAGAAGAUGCAACAGAGGACACGAUGGAGCAGACGUGGAAUUUGAUCAUGGAAGGCCAAGGGAAGGUACAGUCGCGGAAGCUGAAGAAGAGCGAGACGUGGGACACACCUCCUCGGGUGGUGGUGGUGGCAGCAGCAGCAGCAGCAGCAGUGGCGGAUGAUGAUGAUGAUGAUAAUGAUGAGAUUGAUCCGGUGGCGUGGGCUCGGCGAGAGCUGAGAAAGUCGGAGACGUUCAGUGACAGAGCAUCGUUAAGGAGGGAGAAAUCGAUGAGUCCAGAAGAGUUGAAUCAACGAGCAGAAGCGUUCAUUAAAAAGUUCAAUAAUGAGAUGAGACUUCAGAGACAGGAAUCUUAUCAACGUUCCAUGGCGAUGUUUAAUCGUGGUGUUUAGUUUGUAAUUAAAUAUGUUUGGGUUUGUUCAUCCUUUGCAUUAGGGCAAAUAAUUGAAGCUUUGGUCAUGGAGUUUUAAUUGAGAUGUUGUCCAAAGUUGAACAUUAGAGAACCUUUUUUCAGAAAUGAAAAUUAUGAAUUUGGUGUACCAAAUUCAUAAUGAAGAGAGAGAGAGAGAGAGAGAGAGAGAGAGAUUAAGUAAUGAAAGGAGAUUCUGUUUAUUUCAAUUAUGUCUUUAAUUCCAUCUUUUUUGUAACAUAUUCGUAGGGAUGUUCCCUUGGAGUAUCAACUCUCAAACAAUGUUGCCUUUUUUUCUUUC